AUGAAUAUUAAUCAAUUUUAUCAACAACCUGCCAAACCACAAAAAAUGAAGCUACAAGAUAUUGAUGCUCGUCGAUUGAUUUUAUUCAAUUUACCGACGGAUAUUAUUCGAGAAUAUUUGGAACUUUAUAUUGAAAAUUUAACAAAUGAAGCUGAAAUUGAACGAAUUGAUUAUAGUAAUGAAUGUGAUACGACAGUUAUGGUCACAUUUAAACAGGAAUUAGGUCUGAUUCGAAUGAUUUUUUUUAUAUAUUCAUAUAGCGUGACAUGUUUAUUUGUGCAUUUAGAUCUUCAAGAGGCCAAACGUCGUCAUUCAACACGUCCAAAAUUAAAUAAUAAUGAAAUAUCGAUUAGUGACGUCUAUAUUCCAUCCACAAUCAUGAUUCGUAAUUUACCAGAUGAUAUUUCAAAAGAUGUUCUUGAAUUAUAUUUUUCAAAUAAAAAGCGCAGUGAUGGUGGAGAAGUGAAAGAAGUGAAAUUAGAUCAAGAAAAUCAACAUGCACUUGUCACAUUCAAAGAUUCAAAAGGUACGUCUUAUCAAACGUUUUCAUUCUUCUAG
Molecule: messenger RNA, 558 nt
Organism: Didymodactylos carnosus
Lineage: Eukaryota; Metazoa; Rotifera; Eurotatoria; Philodinida; Philodinidae
Source: the annotation of a GenBank genome assembly